AUUCGUAAAUAUUAUUUAAUGGUCCCUUGUUUGAAGCGCAUAAUUUUAUAUUCUUCAUCCUUGUUUUAUCCAGCGGAAGCAUCCUGCAGGGGAUAGAAAGUGAUUUGCAGAGGGAAACAGUAAAAUGAAGAGAGAAAUCCAAUAAAUUUUGAGUCUGAGGGAGAUACACCAUCCCUUUCAGACAGUGGAGCUGGGACCUUCCUUCAGCCAUACGUGGCUGUGGAUCCUUUGCUCAAGGACGUACGUGCGUUAUAGCUUGACAGAGCACAUAAAAUUCUGAGGGGGCUUUAGUGUCUGAUUGAUAAAUUAGCAAUGGGAAAGGAUUUGCUCAGGCCUCUCCAGAUUUAUCUCUCAAAGCUCAGAGGAAGCAAAGUGUACGAAGAACGCUGCAAUGAAGAGAAAAGUUCCUGGAUAUUUUCAUGUAAACACCCUAGGACGGAGUCCCUGAGCCUGGCUAGAGGUGGAGAAAGCUCUCAAUCCGGAAAGGAUGUUUAUUCAUGCUAUAAUUCUUUGUAUGUUGUCUCAGAGGAGAGGUCGCGAGGUCUAGUCCCGGUGUCUGAGAAGGAAGAAGAAGAACAUUGUGAGGAUGGAAUGGCUGAUAAAGAUUUGAUUGUUAAAAGGGCUUUGUGUAUGGCAGAGGAUUCAGAUAAUCAGGGUUUGUCUUCUAAAUGCAGCAGCGAUUCUAGCAAUUUUUUCUCAGAUUCAAGCAGGUCUAGCGAUUUGCCGCCAGGUUUGGCCAGCGGAUUGACAUCGGAGCGCUUCUUUUUUUCUCCCGGGAGGUCAAAUUCUAUUUUAGAAGAGGCGAAAUGCAAAUCUUUUGGGACAGACGGCGAAGAAGACUGUGUAAAUACAAGGGAGAAGAUCGAUCUGUUAGCUGAUAAUUCUGAAAGGUGGGAUUUGGUGAAAAGCAGUCCGUCCUGCCACGAUUUUAGCGGAGCUGUGGACGCCUACGACUUAUUUAAAAGUGAAAGCGUUGCAGUGUUCUUGAAUUCUCCAAACCCUUACCGAGACUUUCGGAUCUCUAUGCAGGAAAUGGUGGAGGCGCAUAAUUUCACAGAUUGGGAGUCGUUGCAGGAGAUGUUAAUCUGUUAUCUCAGUCUCAAUCAUAAAAGAACGCAUUCAUUCAUUCUUGGCGCCUUUGCGGAUCUGGUCGCCAGUAUCGUCAAUACAAGCAGCCAGGCUCAAUCUCAAGUUCCAUUGUUAGAGUGCGCUGAUUGAUCUACUACACGGUUUCGGAAGAUAAAUUUAUUCUUAAUCACCGGAACUGCUUUGCAGGAGCAUUCUGCUGCUCGAGUGCCUCUGUAUAUAUUCCUAUUUUGUUCAUUUCCGAAACAGGUUUUGUCCCCUGCGGACAUGCCGUUGCGCAAUCUGUAUAAUUUCAAAAGAUUCGCUACCAUUUCAGUUGUGACUAUGCAUUUUUCUGAUGAUCUAACAACAAUAGAAAAUUUCCAGAAACAUUCUGUGAUUACAUGUUUGUAAUAGCAUGAUUUUUUUGCACAGUAAUGCCAUUGCGCAAUCUGUAAAAUUUUAAAAGAUUCACAACCAUUUCAGUUCUGACUUGUAUGCA
Messenger RNA from Cryptomeria japonica (Japanese cedar), 1567 nucleotides. RefSeq lists its product as uncharacterized. The transcript has a single exon. Gene Ontology annotation, biological process: negative regulation of DNA-templated transcription. NCBI's taxonomy places the organism in Eukaryota, Viridiplantae, Streptophyta, Pinopsida, Cupressales, Cupressaceae. The record is from RefSeq and is a predicted model, not a curated record. The coding region runs from base 313 to 1218 and encodes 301 amino acids.